AUGGCCAUUAUUUUAAGAUUUGUUUAUAAUGAUGGUUUUCUACGAGAACGGUUUUUAGAUAUUGUGUGGGUUGAAGACACUACUGCAACAACACUUCACAGGGAGAUAAAAAAAGUCUUUGCUUUCCAUGAGUUGCCUAUAAACAAGUUACGAGGUCAAGGCUACGAUGGUGCGAGUAAUAUGCGAGGUCAGUGGAAUGGGCUACAAUCUUUAUUUAUUAAAGAGUGUUCAUCUGCUUAUUACGUGCAUUGUUUUGCUCAUCAACUGCAAUUGGCAUUAGUUGCAGCAUCAAAAGAAGUAGCUGUUAUCUGGUUAUUCUUUUCAAAAUUAGGUUCAAUUGUAAAUGUUAUUACUACUUCUCCAAAGCGUCAUACUCAGCUGCAGGUUGCACACACAGUGAACAUUGAAGAGUUAGUGGGUGCUGGUGAACUUGAGACGGGAAGAAGAGCUAAUCAAAUCGGUACUAUACAUCGACCUGGAGCUACUCGUUGGGGUUCUCAUUAUGAUUCAGUGUGUGACUUGAUACAUAUGUACGACGCGUCUUGUACAGUACUUGAGAACAUAAAGAAUGAUAGAUCUGCUACAAACUCUUUGCGUGGGGAAGCUACUGGUGCUUAUAAUGCAAUCAGAUCUUUUGAAUUUACUUUCAUCGUGCAUCUAUUGCAGGAGAUCAUGGGAAUCACUGAUAUCCUUUGUCGUGAACUGCAAAAUAAGUCACAAGACAUUCUGAAUGCUAUGAAUCUAGUCACUAUUACAAAAGAUGUCCUCCAGAAGUUGCGAUUGGAUGGUUGGGCUACCUUUAUUGAUAAAGUGAGUUUAUUCUGCAAAAAACAUGACAUUGAUAUGCUCGAUAUGAAUGCUCAAUACAAAGUAGGAACUGGCCGUUCUUGUCAGCAAACAGAUCAUAUUACAUUUGAGCAUCAUUAUCACAUUGAUAUCUUCAAUAAUGCAAUAGAUUUUCAGUUGGCAGAGCUAAAUAGCAGGUUUAGUGAGGAGGCAAUGGAACUUCUUAUUCUCAGUUCAGCUUUAGAACCAAGAGAAGCUUUUAAGGCGUUCAACAUUGAUCACAUUUGCAAGCUUGCAGAGAAAUUUUAUUCUAUGGAUUUCACAGAAAAAAGAGCUACAUACGUUGAGAUGUGA
Molecule: messenger RNA, 1140 nt
Organism: Malus domestica (apple)
Lineage: Eukaryota; Viridiplantae; Streptophyta; Magnoliopsida; Rosales; Rosaceae
Source: RefSeq, a predicted model, not a curated record